AGAAGCAGCAGUCGCGGCGUUGAAGUGGUUGGCCGUAAGACGCGGAUCCUUCAGCUGGUCUUCUUGGCGGCGAAGCGCUGCCGGAGAAGCGUCCUGGAGGAACAAUGGAAACGCAGGCGCAAGGUCUGUUAGAAAGACAAGUGUUCCAUGAGACAGAUGAAGACACCAUUACUGAUGUCGAUUUGACCAAUGUGAUUUCUGAAGAAGAGCGAGAAGAAUUAAAAGUUGAAGUAGUCAAGCUAGAGGAUGAAAUUGCAACUUUACACCAAGUGUUAGCAGCCAAAGAGAAGCACCUUGUGGAAAUAAAGCAAAAGCUGGGCAUCAAUCUGAUGAAUGAGCUGAAGCAAAACUUCAGCAAAAGCUGGCAUGAUGUGCAAACUACCACUGCGUAUAAGAAGACUCAGGAAACUCUGACACAAGCAGGGCAAAAGGCCACAGCAGCUAUCAGCAAUGUUGGAACAGUUAUCAGCAAAAAGUUUGGAGAUAUGAGCUAUUCUAUCCGCCAUUCCAUGAGUAUGCCUGCUAUGAGGAAUUCUCCUACAUUUAAAUCCUUUGAAGAAAAGGUUGAGAGCACUGUUACGAGCAUUAAGACAAAAGUUGGAGGUACAACUCACCCUGGAGGAAGCUUUGAAGAAGUUCUUAGCUCUGCAGCCCAUGCCAGUGCCCGGAGCCCCAUUGCAGGCACCCGACUUUCAGAAACAGAAGAGGAGCUCCAUUGUUAG
Molecule: messenger RNA, 722 nt
Organism: Candoia aspera
Lineage: Eukaryota; Metazoa; Chordata; Lepidosauria; Squamata; Candoiidae
Gene: TPD52L1
Product: TPD52 like 1
Exons: 7
Coding region: 105-722 (205 amino acids)
Biological process (GO): positive regulation of apoptotic signaling pathway; positive regulation of MAP kinase activity
Cellular component (GO): cytoplasm
Source: RefSeq, a predicted model, not a curated record